AUGUGCUGUGUGACUUCUGUGACAACUACUAUCAUAUGGAAUGGUGAACGUCUUCAAGAGUUUAAGCCUAGAAGAGGGCUUAGACAGGGGGAUCCCUUUUCUCCUUACUUAUUUGUGUUGUGCUUGGAACGACUCUCCAAUAUGAUUAGAACUAAAGUUGAGAAUAAGGAGUGGAAGGGCAUACAUGUUGCUAGGGGAGGACCAUGCCUGACCCACUUAUUAUUUGCUGAUGAUCUAAUGCUUUUUGCUAAGGCUGAUAUAUCUAACUGUGAUACAAUUAUGACUGUUAUGAAUGAAUUUUUUGAGAUUUUUGGUUUGAAAAUUAAUGCCCACAAGUCCAAAUUGUUUGUUUCCCCUAAUAUUGAUAGGAGAAACACUAGAGAAUUGAGCACUAAUUGUGGUAUUCCCUUGACUUUUGAGUUAGGGAAAUACCUUGGAGUUCCUCUUAUUCAUGGUAGAGUGAAUAAAGGUCAUUUUAAUACCAUCCUGGAAAAGAUGCAAAGGAAAUUAGCUGGCUGGAAAACUAGUGUUGUUUCCUUAGCUGGAAGAGCAACUCUGAUCCAGUCUGUUAGCUUUGUAUUACCUGCAUAUACAACGCAGACUAUGGAAUUGCCUAUAAAAGUGUGCAAUGAGAUUGAUAGACUGAACAUGAAUUUUCUGUGGGGUGACACCUUGGGAAAGAAAAGAAUUCAUCUAGUCAAAUGGGAUGAUGUUUGCAAACCUAAGAAACUUGGUGGUCUUGGGAUCAGGAAAGCUAGGAAUCAAAAUCUAGUUCUUCUUGUAAAGUUGAGUUGGAAAUGGAUUUGUGAGGAGGAAGCCUUAUGGAAAGAUGUUCUUAAGAGUAAAUAUCUUACGUCAUCUAAUUUAACUGUGGAUUUCUGGAAAGAUUGGUGGUGUGGUAACAAGCCUGUUGUGGAGAUUGUUCUCAACACACUUCAAUCUUAUGUCAAUGAGACUAAUGGUGUUAAAGUAAAUGACUUUCUCAGUGAUCAGGGUCACUGGGAUGCUGUGAAGCUACUUGACAUCCCUUCUUGUGUUUCAACUCUGGUUAUUAAUUUACCUUCACCACAGCUCUCUUCCAUUGAUGUACCUACUUGGAGGGGUUCUAUUGAUGGACGUUUUUCUACCUCUAGUGCUUAUAAUAUUUUGGCUGGGAGUACCAUUAAGCUCAACACAGAUGGUUGUAAGCAGCUAGGUGGAAAUGAAGGGUUUGAUGGCUUAUUUAAAGAUGAAGCUGGAACAUGGUUGUAUGCCAUGCAAGCUGUGAAGCUCUUGGAGGAGGAGAUUGAGGCAAAUUCUCCUUUCAAAGGACUUCUUGAAGAUGCCAAGAUCAUCAUGCAAGGUUGUGAGUGCACGGUACAACAUGUGUUCAAGGAGGGCAACCUAUGUGUUGAUGCUCUUGCCAAGUUUGGAGCUGAGCAACUUGAGGACAUGCUGGUGGUUAAUGAGCCACCAGCUGAGUUAAGGAGUCUGCUUGUUGCAGACAUGGUUAGAACUCCUAGGGAAAGGGCUUAG
This is a messenger RNA of Camellia sinensis, 1515 nucleotides long. The record is from RefSeq and is a predicted model, not a curated record. NCBI's taxonomy places the organism in Eukaryota, Viridiplantae, Streptophyta, Magnoliopsida, Ericales, Theaceae.